AUGGCGACGGGCGACCACGGCCCCGUAGGAACUCUUUCCCGACGUACAGUCGGUUUCUCCGAUGCCUUGGACUGGAGGCCACUGCUCUUCGUGGAGCCAGUCAUUGCGGAGAGAGCUUGCGCCCUGUGUGGUGUGCUGUGCAGGAAAGCGGUCAGACUGUGGUGUGCACAUACCGUCUGCUCCGACUGCUAUGCGGAGUGCGUUGAGCGAGGAGGCACCUGUCCCCUCGAUCAGGAGCCAUUCUGCGAGGACGACCUGGAUCGACUGGAGUGCUCCGCCGGCUACAUCAUGAAGCGCAGGGUGGCCUGCUGGAAUUUGCCUAGUGGCUGCAACUUCAUUGGCCCCGUGUCAAGUCUCCUGGAUCACUUCAAGCAGUGCACCUUCCACACUGUGUCUUGCCCUCAGUGUAGCUGCUCUGUGGUGCGGAGCAACAUUGUGAGGCACUGCAAAGAAGGCUGCAGCAUAGCUCCAACCAUGGAUACAGUUGCCAACAUCUCCCUCAACCCUGAUCACGGCAGCAUUGAACAGGCACGCAAUGAAAUUGAAGAAUCCCUGGGGAAGAUUUCUGAAGACCUGACGUUCCUGCAGAGCAGCCUAAACCAGUGCUCUGAAGACAUCCGAGCAACAGGUGCAAGCUGCAAAGACCUGCUGGAAGACCAGUUUUCCAAGCUUAAUGACCUCAAUGCACUCAUCACAGCUGGCUUUACCGAAAAACAGCAGGCACUUCAGAUUGUUGAUGCUAAUGUGGUCGCUGCUUUGGUCACAGCUGGCACCAGCAACCGAGACCUUAUUGUUAAGGAACUGCAUGCACAGAGCGACCAGCUGAUCGCAUCCACUUAUGCAAGCUGCAAACAGCUGCUGGAAGAUCAGGCUAACAGGUUUGGGGAUUUGACAGCGCUCUGCACAGCCGGCUUCAGCGAAGAACAGAGAGCACUCCAAAGGGUUGUGGCGGACGUGGAAACCACUGUCAGCACCAACAGAAACAUCAUGACGAAGGAGCUGCGUGAGCAGAGCAACCAGCUGAUGCCAGCCAGAGGAGGGAUGUCCCAGAAACAGAUAUGCAUUUCUACGGAAAUGACAUGUCGCUGGGAUUUCGGGGAUUGGGCAUCCAGGAAAGCGGUAGGUGGAUCGCAGUAUGGCAGUGGAUCCUACGAGAGCACCUCAUGUAAAGUCUUUGGUCACAAUAUGGUCCUUGUUCUUGACCUUUAUAAAAAGAAUAGUGGGGACAUUGAUGUCAUUUGUGACGUCAGAAUCUAUCCUGAUGGCAGUGAUCGAGAGGUUGAUUGGCCCUUCAAUAAGUCAUUGGUAUUUGGAAUUAAUCAUCCCACAGACGGGUCGAAAACUAUUACUUACAAAAUUAGGGCUUAUGGGGACGAAGGUUCUUCCUUGAAGCCUCUCUGCACUGUAAAAGAACUUGAUGAAGGAAUGUUUGUUUCCUUCAAUACACUGCAGUUGUUCUUACAGGUUCUGUCAUAGCCCGUUUAUUGCACUUGCAUUAUUUGGUUAAAAUUGGCAAUGUAUGUAUUAACACUAAAACAAAAACUUACUAUAUUUCUUUUUUUUUUUUUUUGUAAAAUGAUUUGGUA
Molecule: messenger RNA, 1586 nt
Organism: Ixodes scapularis (black-legged tick)
Lineage: Eukaryota; Metazoa; Arthropoda; Arachnida; Ixodida; Ixodidae
Exons: 2
Coding region: 1-1476 (491 amino acids)
Biological process (GO): protein K63-linked ubiquitination; regulation of canonical NF-kappaB signal transduction; positive regulation of JNK cascade
Cellular component (GO): cytoplasmic side of plasma membrane; plasma membrane signaling receptor complex
Molecular function (GO): ubiquitin protein ligase binding; tumor necrosis factor receptor binding
Source: RefSeq, a predicted model, not a curated record